Rhincodon typus (whale shark) is the source of this 4397-nucleotide messenger RNA. RefSeq names its product cytoplasmic polyadenylation element-binding protein 3-like. NCBI's taxonomy places the organism in Eukaryota, Metazoa, Chordata, Chondrichthyes, Orectolobiformes, Rhincodontidae. The record is from RefSeq and is a predicted model, not a curated record. The transcript has 3 exons. Bases 2468 to 3784 code for a protein of 438 amino acids.
AGAUUUGUAUUUUCCACAUUGCAGGGUAGAUGCCAGUGUUGAACAUGGAUUGGAGCAGCUUGGCUAGGUAUGUAAAUAGUUCAGAAGCACAAGUCUUCAAUACUAGAGCUGGAGUGUUGUCAGGUCCCAUUGCUUUAAAGGCGUCCAAUGCCUACAGCUGAAAUAGACUGAAUCAAAUUGUUUGAAGACAGGAACCUAUGAUGCUGGGGGCUUCAUGAGAAGGCUGAGUUGAUCAUUUACUUGUGACGUCAGACAAUAUAAAUGCGAAUUCUUCAGGCUCAUCUUUUACACUGACCUGCAAAUGACCUGGUUUCUGCUAAUAUUGGGGGUGGAACUAUUUGUGCGGCCUCCUCCUCUAGCUUAUUGUUUAUUUAUCCAUUCCUUAUUCGAUGUGGCAGGACUGCAGAGCUUUGACCUGAUCCACAUGGGGGAUCAUGCAGAUAGAACAGCACAUAGACAUCUACACGAUAUUUGUUAACAUAGUUAGCGUAAGGACCUUUGGAUGUUAAAGAAAUUCAGCUUCCCUGAGAAAUUCCACCAUGGUUCAACAGUUUUUGAUUUGACUUGAUUUAUUGUUGUCACACGUUCCUGGGCACAGUGCAAGUUUUGUUUUAUGUGCAGUACAGGCAGAUACCAUACAAAGUGCAGAACAGAGUGAAGAAUACAAUGUUACAGCUGCAGAGAAGGUGCACAAAGAGCGAGGUCAACAUUUAAAUUUAAAAUUUCAGAGGUCUGAUAAGAGGGGAAGAAGCUGUUCUUGAAUCUGUUGGUACGGCGUAUAAGCUUUUGUAUCUUCUGCCCGACGUAAGAAAUUAUAACUAGGGUGGGAGGGGUUUUUGAUUAUGUUGGUUGCCUUCCCGAGGCAGCGAGAAGUAUAGUUGGAGUCAAUAGAUGGAAGAUUGGCUUCCAUGAUGGACUGGGCUGUGUUCACAACUCUCUGUAGUUUCUUACGCUUGGCAAGAUAGUGGCAGGGCUCUGGCCCAUUCUAGUUGAAAAUGGACUGGAACUGUAGGCUAGUGCCAACCCUCUUCAACAAAUCUUUUGCUACUAUGCUCUUUGUUGCCUUCCAUAAUGGUGAUUCUGGAAUUGAGAAUCAGAUAUCACAUGGAUGGGAAGUGCUCAAUCUAAGACAUUUUCAGGCUGAGAGAGGUCUCCAAGGAUAUACAUCACAAUUUCAUUGUUUGCCGAUGACACUACACCAGAUGUCAGUUCAGAGCUGUGCAUUCAAAGUAGCAUGGAGAUGUUCUCCAAUGAUGUGACAACUUUAGCUUUAUGACCAUCACGAAGAAAACUUAAGUAAUGUACCCACCUGUUCCCAGUAAUCCAAAUACUUAAAAGCUCACUUGAAGUGGAAGGACAAAGCAACCACACCAUAUUUAGACAGUCGCAAAUCAGUUCAGCUAGUAUUAUAGCCUGAAGGCCUAAUACUCUCUUUUCGAACCAGAGCUUGAGUCUGGGAUGUGCUUGCAUGAUGGUCUAGGAAAGUGCUAUAAGGCUUCACUUAGGUGAGUUCUGAAGAACUGCACCCGAAACGUUAAUUCUGAUUUCUCUCCGCAGAUGCUGCCAAUGCUGCUGAGUUUUUCCAGCAAUUUCUGUUUUUGUUUCACUUAGAUGGUUUGAUAUUAACGAGUCCAUUGAGAGGUUUGCCUAGGAGCAUGUCACGUAUGAAUCAGAUUAAACAACUCGUCGCAAUCUUCAGCACUGAUACAGCUAAAGAUUAACCAAUACAGUUACUCCUGAUAACAAACCACGCCAUUACCCCCUGCACGCAGGUCUCCCACCGGCACACAGACGGUUAAACCUCCCGGGGAUUUGUUUUCCCACGGCGCGCCGCGCGUGCUCCCACGUGACGAUGACGCCGGUGCCAAAAUGACCUCAAGGGCGUCUCGAAACCGACAGAGUCCGAAGAAGUGCGCAUGCGCGACACGCAAAACACACACCGGGGUGGGGAGCCUGGAAACAGCCGGUUUGCGUUCGCGGGGUGGGGUCAGUGGGUGGAUGCGAAAGAGCAGAGUCAGCAGAGAGAGAGGGCAAUGGGGCGGGAGAGGCACACUCUUUAAACGGCCCAUCGUAUCCAUAAGAUAGGGUCGGUAGGAAAUAAACCGUAAGCACCCGCGGCGCCAGGUGGAAACUGCAAUGAACUCCCCCUGCCGGUGUUAAACCGGACUCGGUUUAUCGCACGCCUUUUCGCAAAUGGGCGAUUAAAGAUUGGCGAGCACACCGACCGGCCCGUGGGCGGUGGGAGAGGGGUUGUGUUCACCCAAUGUCCUAAACCGGUUUUAACGGCGGCGCUGAUGUAUCCCAACCCCGGGCCCCUGUUUAACUUCUUUUAAUCAUCCGUCCGUCCCUCCCCGGGGCUGGGGCCGGCGCCGCCUCCUCUUUCUCCACCUCUUCUGUGUUUUUUUUCUCUCUCUCUGUCAACUUCUCCUCCCUCCCGGCUCCACAAACAACCAGUCCUUUCCUUAUUAUGCAGGAUGAUGACUUUCUGAUGCCGGACAGGACGACCGACAUCAGCCUCGGCACGACUUGCUCGGCUGCAACCUCCGCCAGCCGGUCGGUCUCGGCACCGUCAGCCCGUGGCUUCAGUAGCCGAGAGGAUCGGCAGGAGGAGGAGAAAGAGGAGGCGGGAGACAUCACCAUCACCCAGUGUCCAUACAUCCUGACCAAACCGAGUCAUCAUCAUCAUCAUCAUCCUCCUCCUCUUUCUCAGCUCCGAGGCCGCCCCCAGUCUACCAGCCCCGGGGAGGGGGAGGAGGAGGAGGGAGGCGGGGACAGGGACAGACUCUCCUCCACCGAUGCCGCUCUGAAGUUUGCGGAGAGCAGCCAGCAGCACCGCGGCGGCCACAGGCUGAUGGAGUCUCCCGGUAACAUGACGGCGGCUAAUGGCGGCGGCGGCGGGAUCGGGAUGUUACCGGGACUCAGCACCGGCUUUCAGCAGCAACAACAGCAGCAGCAGCAGCUCCACCAUCACCAGGACGGCGGCAGCGGUGGAGGUUCCGCCGGCGGUGGCAGCAGCAACAGCAGCGGAGGGAGUAGCAGUAGUAACGGCUCCUCGCCGUCUCCGGUCGCCGCUCUCACCGGCUUCGGCACCGCCUGGUCGCCGGCUCCCGCCGCCCAGGUCAGCACGCCGUCCGCCUCUGGAGUGGUCGCCUCUGCUGCUGCCGCCGCCAAUACCCCGGGGCUGUCGGCCGCCGGCCCAGGAACCUGCCCGGUGCCCAGCCCCGCUGAAGACAGCUUCUUCCACGGCAUCCCUUCCAUUAACGGCACGGUCCUCUUUCAGAGUUUCGCCGGGAUGAGCCAGGGUUACGGCGGCGGAGGAGGAGGCACCAACUUCUCCCCUUUACCUCAGCAGCAGCAACAGCAGAGCCGGCGGUCUCCUGUCGGCCUUCACCACCACCAUCACCCCCAACACCAGGCCGCUUUCCCUCAUCAGAGGAGCACCUACAACCACCAUCAGCCCAUAAUGAAACAGUCUCCAUGGAACAGCCACCAGAGCAGUGGCUGGAGUGCUGGAGUGUCCUGGGGAGGCAUGCAGACAAGGGAUCACCGCAGAUCUGGAGGUGUAGGAAUGCCAACAACCAUGAACCAAAUCUCUCCACUGAAGAAACCUUUUUCCAGUAAUAUUAUAGCACCGCCCAAAUUUCCUCGGUCAGCUCCAACACUGCCACCAAAAUCUUGGAUCGAAGACAAUGUUUUCAGGACGGACAACAAUAGCAACACUCUGUUACCUUUACAGGUUAUUAUUAAAAUGGAAGCAACACGGAACCUUAAUUACUGCCUCUGAAAGUUCAUGUAAAUAGCAUCAGAAGACAUUCCUCGGCUUUCACAUUGAUCUCAAAGUGUACAGCAGGUUUCAUUGGACAUGAAUUUUUUUUGAGUUCAGAGCGGUUCUCUCAUCAAUUCAUAGUUGUCCAAUUGUUCGAUCACUGUCCCUGUUAACUUUCCCACAACUGACCUUUAGACUAAUAGUCUAUGACUUAUUGAGCUUUUCCUCCAUCCUUUCUAGUCCAAGAGGACAAUGUGAAUCAAAAGAUCAGGUUUCAAAAAUCAUAUCGUAGAAGAUAUUCAACAAGAAUAGCCUGCAGUCCAUGGUAUUGUCAGUGAAGUAGCUGUUUGGAACAAAAAUUACAACGGGAAAGCCUCCAAAUAUGGAACUACGAGCACGCUCAAAAUUGACCAAAAAGCUCCUGGGGUUUCAGCAUUUCUGGCAUUUCUGCAAUUUUCCUCUUGUGAAAUGUUUUAUUAUUAUAAUCAAAAAACACUCAUUUUUUAAGUUAGUCAUUUAGUCGAUAUCUUGAACUUUAUUGGUAAUGUAUAAAAUUGGGAUGUUACUUUAAAUCCUAAUGUUGCACAGUGUUUUGCUCAAUCUAAGUGCAUUAAAAUAAAACACAGCAUAA